This is a messenger RNA of Psilocybe cubensis, 1446 nucleotides long. RefSeq lists its product as uncharacterized. The transcript is spliced from 5 exons. The record is from RefSeq and is a predicted model, not a curated record. NCBI's taxonomy places the organism in Eukaryota, Fungi, Basidiomycota, Agaricomycetes, Agaricales, Agrocybaceae. Bases 1 to 1446 code for a protein of 481 amino acids.
AUGGCUCAUGUUCUUUCGUCGAGUCUUUCCCUGGAAGAGAUCUGGGACAAUCAAUCAUUUUCCGGUAUACUAGCUCUGAAUGCGUGCGUGGUAUUUGGGAUUGUACUUUGGGAUUUCAUCCAGCUACUGCCGGAGGAACGAAGCCUAUAUGAAGUCAGGAGGAGAAGGGAGUGGCGAGUACCAGGCCCUUGGGCAUUCGUUAUCCUGAGAUACUCGGCGUUACUAUCUACACUAUCUGGAGUCAUAUAUUCGACAAUCCAAAUACAUCACUGCCAGUUGGUGGUAUCAUUUAGUCAAGGAGCAAGUGUUAUUUGUACCGGCGCCAUGGGAAUCAUUUUUUGCGCCCGGGUAGGAUCCUUGUGGGAUUACAAACGAAUCCCGCUUUACAUGGCACUGGGAUCAUGCGUCCUAAUGAUUGCAGCAUGGGUAUGUGUUGCGGUUCCCUUCAAGGCAACGGCUGGACCUGCGCUACCUUUUGGAGGGAAUUGUAAAUUUGGGCGCUUAGCAGAUUGGACACCCGUCAGCUACGCCGCGUCCGCAGCAUUUAAUUGCAUAAUUUUUGGCCUUUUUGUAAUCAGAGUCACGACGAAGACAACGGUGGUCGCAACAAACACUGGAUUUACUCUGAUCAACAGAGCUUGUAUAUUAUAUCUUUUCUGCGGCACCGUUGCGAGCAUUGUGGUUCUCACCAUCUAUUCCAUAAACUGGUCAACCGAGUUGGUGAGGCGCGCCACGAUGCCGUAUUCCAUCCUUUUCAUGGCCACAAUGGGAUCUCGGGUAUUCUUGAAUCUGCAACUUCACAACCAUACGCUAACACGAGUCGCCGAGUCUAAUCACUUCACGGCGCCUAGCUGGUCUCGGCGUAGCGAGUCAGAAAAGGCGCUGACAGCUCAGGUGACCACAUCAUCAUCUCGCACGUACGAUGCCCCUUUCAACUCGCCCACCGCCAUGUCUGCUACCAGAGGUCUUGAUGUCAUGAACGCUGAUGUUCGCUCGCUCAACUCGCGGUCCGACGCAUAUACUAUCCGCACAGCGUUGACGGUACCAGAGACUCCUGCCACCAUGACCAGCUUUGGCGGAUCUACAAAUUAUACAGAGUCGUCUUAUGGAAUGCCUCUGUCAACUGACUCAACAUACAGAUCUUUAUCGGCGAUUCCCAGAAGCCAUGCAAGGGUUGGGGGAGGGAGUAUGAGAUCCUAUUCAUCCUCGUCGACGCGUCAGACAGACGCCACCUCGCCGAAAUCCCCGAGGAGUACGCGCACAGGUAGUGUCAAAUCUUACGCUACCACUUCGACCAGCGGCCAAGGCACCCCCAAAUCCCCACGAAGAGUAAAGGUGCCCAGAUACUCAGCGGAAAUUUCAUCUUCACAGGCUACUGCUGCAACACGGACCAUAACCACAACACUGCCCACGGAGAAUUUGAAGUCCACUUGGCACGGCGUCUAA